Molecule: messenger RNA, 3524 nt
Organism: Aedes aegypti (yellow fever mosquito)
Lineage: Eukaryota; Metazoa; Arthropoda; Insecta; Diptera; Culicidae
Exons: 2
Coding region: 71-3454 (1127 amino acids)
Source: RefSeq, a predicted model, not a curated record
AUUUUUCUUAUUUCUUACAGUCCCACCGCCGCCGUCCAUCCCCCGGAGGGAACUCCGCAAGCCGUCAAAGAUGUAUUCCACGCACAGCACGAAUCGAACGCAGGCUUCGGCCACCUUUGAGAAGCGCACCACCGACAAACAGCCUAGAUUCAUCCAACGGUUCUAUCUCUUUGGAACGAACCCAAAUCCCGGCACUCCCCGAUCGUGUAGUGCUCCAACUUCUCCCACCUCUCCAGAUCCACCGUCAUCCCUCAAGCUCCCAAAGAAUCCAAAACUCGCACCCGACAGCGAAGACGAUCUACCAUUUCAAUCGCUUUCCCCGCAACACUACAGUGUUCAACGGCUCAAGCAGUUCUGGAACAAUCGUCUUAGCCUCAGUUCACCCAACGCCUCCCAAACCAGCGAAGCUGCCCUCUCGGCAAAGCUCAAGCGCGUCACCCUAAGCCCAAUCAAUACCUCUCGGAAACCUGUCACUCCGGAAUUCCUUCGGCGAAACGGUUCCACCCGAGGGUCCGCCUCCCGACGAAACGUUGUCCGCUCCAGCCUAGUCCCGCUGUACUCCAAAACAGGCAGUCCGAAAGCAACUCGCCACAGUGACCCUGCCAAUGAAAGCUCCACUCAGAAACGAUCCAGCGUAGUGUUGAGUCCCGUCAAGGAUCUCAAAAAAGAGAAAAGGUCCUGCCUGGAAAGGGUCGGGUGCAAUGCAGGAUUCCCGCUGGUGACGGCAUCGGCUACUGGAGGACGCAUCAAUUGGGCUAGACGAGUUGAACUGCUCGGCAUUCGCAUGAACCAAGACGACACCAACAUGCCAAUCAAGGUGGAAAACUACGUCAACAACUUCAUCGAAGUUGACAUCCAGAAUGAACCUCCCUCCUCACCGCCUCCGGACAUUCCUGCGGAGGAAUCCCCUAAAGAAGAAUCUCCCGAACCAACGACAUCUCCAGAGACCAAAGAGUCUACCCCACCGAAUUCGGAUACGAGAGAUUCACUGGAGAGUAAGAAGAGCCUGAGCUCAACUGACUCGCAGUCUCUCGGAAGACGACAUGGAACUCCGACGCGGAAGGUGAGUUUUCGAACGACCACUUCGCCGUACAAUCGCAAACUGCUCCAAGCCAAAGAGAACAAGGUGAUGGCCCUGACGAACAAAUUCAACAAGAUGUGCCAGCAAGAUGCUGGCAUAUUGGAGGAAGUUCGUAAACGAGGAGGAUUCGUGCACAAAUCCGGAAGCCACGUGUAUAAAGUGGUCGAUGGCGAAGGCAGUGUGCGGAAGAAGUUAAACGUCAGUAACGUCACUCGAACGGAUGAAAGCUCGGAUGAUGUCUCGGUGGGUAGUAAGGGUUCGUACAGGAAAGCCGGGGUGAAGAAGCGCCCGAGCCUUCGGAAGAACUUGUAUCGCAAACCAGAAUGGGAAGCAGUGAACAGGACAUCGCUUUGUGUCAAAGAAGCACUGGAGAUUUUCGAGCCGAAUGGUCAUCGCGCACUAGUUCGACCACAGAUGGAUAGGAAACCACCUGCAGGUCGCUCCAAACCUAAGGUUCCCGAUAAAAGCGAUCAAGUCAUCAGGAAGACUAGGGAGCUGAAAAACAAGCGAGCGAUUCAAAUCGAUUCCAACAGUUGUGAUAGUAGCGAAAUGAGGGAGGUAGCAAUAGACAAGGUGCCAAAUAGUAUUAGCCAAGAUAGUAUUAAUGAGGAGCGAAGUGAAGUGGAUAGCAAUACUCAAGUUGUAGAAGAAGUGGCAAAAGUAGAGGUGGUUAUAGAAGCGCCGCUAGAAGCAUGUGGACCUGAACGUGUGGUAGACGAAUACUCUGUGGUAAAAAAGAUGUCUGACAUUAAUCAGAAUGAUAACGCGAAGCUGAAGAAAGAUAAAAAAGAUGCAGAUCAGAAAACACUUCCAAAGCAGAAGAGUACCGUACAAAGGAUCUACGAGAAGUUUACAUUUCGAUCGGCGAAGAAGAUCCACCUGAGUAGCCCCGAGCGCACUUCCAGCGAAUCGCAACUCAACUCCAGUUUAGACAAUGAUGAUCGUCUACAUUUCGUCGUAGACAACAAGCUCACUCGAAAGAGUUUUGUGUCUUCCAUCGAGAUACCCACGAUUCACAUAGAGGAAUCGCAGGAAAGUAGCACUGAUCCAUCAGAUCGCAAGAUUGUUGAUGCCAUCAAGUCUCUCAACGUGAAAAUCGACAAUCUCUCUAGGAGUUUCAAUGAUCUAACUAUUAGCGAACCUGAACCGGAACCGACUGCAGAACCAGCCGUCCAACCGAAUACUUCAUUCCUUUUCCGAAGUAUGUCGAAAAUCGGUACUGGUACCGAAACAACAAUCAGUCAGCUAAACAUCGUUCAAGCAGUCAACACCGUCGUGAUAAACAAGUCCAUUUCUAUGGAUGACCAUCAUUUCCCCUGUCGAGCGAACCUCGAACGCCUAAGUCUGAAUGAAACUAUUCCCGUGGUUAUGGUAAGUAAGGCGAUCAGUGCCUCCGAAAACGACUACGAAUUGGUGUCCAGAGUUGAGUCCCCUCGAAGAUCAUCGGAAGGCUCGACCUGCUCCUUCCGUGGCAGUACCAUGAGCAUCGAUAUCAUGGGAUUAAACGCCAACAUCGACUCCUUCCUGUACAAGGCGAAGAACGUCGAGAGUGCAACUACAAGUGAUCUUCCAACCGUCCAAAGUCCGAUUCAACCUGACACCGCCAGCAUCAAUAGCUACGAAUCCUUCGAAAACUACGAAUCCAUCGAACGAACCAGCAGUCCGAAAGAGGAAGACACCUACGAAGUGUGCAAUCCACCGGAACCUCUGCCACCGAGAAACGAUACCAAAUCGCCGAACGAUCUGGCACUGCCACAACCAAAACGUAACCUCGCCGGAUCUCCAAAGUUCUUGCCAAAAAUGCAACCGACUUAUGAAUCGAAAUACGAGAAAGUCAAAUACGACCAAACGCCUCCACGACCUCCCAAACCCGAGGAAGUCCCGCUGCCACCUCGUAAUUCCGUGCCCAUGGAGCUUACCAGCAUCCAUCGGGAAGCCCCAACUUCGACUUCCCCAACUCCUUCCGAAGAACCGAUCUACGAGGAGAACAUCUACGACACGAUCAAGAGCUCCGAUGGGCUGGACUACGACGAACCGAACGGCAGUGCCGAAUCGGCGGUACUCAAACGGCCAAAGCACAACCUUCCGGCGGAUGCCGUGUCGCUGAUGUCCUCCAGCUGUUACGAAUCGAUCGGAUCGAAGCUUACGGGAAUCGACUUCCUGAGGCACGGAGCCAUUACGCUUCCCCGGAUGGGAUCGAUCUCGACGCUUGCGUCCGAUCAGAUCACCAACAGUUUGUACGGGUGCAAUACGAACGGAGGACCCAGUUUGACGCCUCCGAGUGAAAGGGGUAGCGAUACUAGUAAUAGCGCCGAAUGGACGGAUAUUUCCGACGAUGAGGAGGAAGAUGAAGUUGGCAAUGGGCGCAAGUAAUUUCAUUAUUGUACGAAAGAGGAAUAAGGCUCAUCAGACGCCGGUCUGGUCCAGGAAGGUUCGCAACAAA